AUGGUGCUGGCAAAUCAAAACUCAACUCUGUUAAAGAAGUUUCCAGAUUCAGAGCGUGGCGAAGAAACUUUUGCUGAAGAUUCUUUAACGUAUGGAUCGGUCUCUUCACUGCGAAGUGAUGAUCUCGAAUUUUUAAGUUUGGAUUUGGGCUUCCACAACGAGGUUCCUCAGGGUCGCCAUUUAGGAGUCUUUUCCACAGUUGUGCUUUUCGUUUCGCGAAUCAUCGGUUCUGGCAUUUUUGCGGCCCCAAGCAGCAUAUUUGUAGGAUGUGGUGGUAAUCCUAUUCUGUUUUUCGGCAUUUGGUUUUUUGCAGCUGCAAUGGCCUUUGCAGGUCUGUACCUGUUUCUGGAGUUCGGUUCGCUACUGCCCCGGUCCGGGGGCCGUAAAAAUUUCUUGGAAGCCGUCUACACUAAGCCCGCCAAAAUGAUGAGUGUCACCUUCACCACUUACACUGUGCUUAUGGGAAUGGCAGUCUCUAAUGCUAUUGUCUUUGGCAAAUACGUCCUCUACGGUUUGGGUUUUGACGAAGAUUUUGUUAACAAAAACUCAGCCGCUUGCAAUUACGUCGGUGCCGUCCUAGUUAUCUGCAUCUCGUUCAUUCAUGGGUACUCUGUAAAGGGAGGAAUUUUGGUGCAAAAUUUCCUUGGAGCUCUCAAGCUACUGUUCGCGUUGAUCAUCAGUCUCACUGGAAUUUACGCCGUGUGUUUCUAUAAGCCGGCAGAAUACAGCUCUCAAAUAGCAACAACACAAUUGCCAUCACUGCUGCAAAGCCAAGAUGUGGUUACAGUUUCUUCCGUCACUACAGCUUUCAUUCAAGCCUUCUUCUGUUUUGCAGGUUGGGAUACCGUUCACACAGUUGCAUCAGAAAUCAAGAACCCGGUAAGAACUCUCAAAAUAGCUGGGCCUCUAUCUCUAGGGGCAUGCUUACUUUGCUACUUGUCGGUGAACGUGGCUUACCUGAAGGUUUUCACGUAUGAGGAAUUCAAAGCGGCUGGUCCGCUAGCGGGAUCCAUUCUAUUUACAAGGCUAUUAGGAGAAAAUGUUGGUCGGAAAUUGAUCACAUUAGGAAUUGCCCUAUCUGCGGCAUCUAACCUGUUUGUUGUCGUUUACUCAACUUCGAGAAUGAGUCAAGAAUGCUUCAGAGAGGGUUUUCUGCCUUUUAGCAAAAUUAUGGCUAGUAAUCGACCUUGGGGUGCACCGCUGUCUUCUUCACUACUGUGUGCUGCACUGACUUGUUUUUGGUUGAUUCUUCUCCCAUCAUCUGGUGCUGCCUACAGUUACCUCGUGGCUUUAGAAGGCUACUCCAAUCAACUUAUUAUUCUGUUAGUUGCGGUCGGUCUUUUUAUCUACAGGAAGCGCAACCCAGAUGUAAUAGCUGAGAUUCGCGCAAAUUCACUUGGAGUAGGUGCUCUCAUUGUUCUGUCGACCUAUCUUCUGAUCGGCCCUUUCAUUGGCGAUCAGCACGAGGCGACCGUCAGUCACUUACCGCCAUACCCUGUGGCAGCACUUCUCAUUAUGACAACAUGUCUCGGUUUCUGGUUUAUGAAGUUCAUUGUAUUCCCAAAGCUUCUAGGUUAUGAAUUGAAGAGAAAAGUGCAUAUGAUGGAGGAUAGUUUAGUGUCGGUAGAGUGGUACAAAGAGUAUGCUUUCUAG
Molecule: messenger RNA, 1653 nt
Organism: Lachancea meyersii CBS 8951
Lineage: Eukaryota; Fungi; Ascomycota; Saccharomycetes; Saccharomycetales; Saccharomycetaceae
Source: the annotation of a GenBank genome assembly